Messenger RNA from Lodderomyces theae, 2778 nucleotides. RefSeq names its product Age1p (gene AGE1). Gene Ontology annotation, cellular component: endosome; trans-Golgi network. NCBI's taxonomy places the organism in Eukaryota, Fungi, Ascomycota, Pichiomycetes, Serinales, Debaryomycetaceae. The transcript has a single exon. Gene Ontology annotation, molecular function: GTPase activator activity. Gene Ontology annotation, biological process: intra-Golgi vesicle-mediated transport. The record is from RefSeq and is a predicted model, not a curated record. Bases 1 to 2778 code for a protein of 925 amino acids.
AUGGAUCAACUUUUCAGGCUUUCAUUUCCAUACUACCAGGUCCCUAACUCCAGUGUACGGCUUAACAAAAUAUUUUUCACAAACAAUGACGAUUCAGAGACUAUAAGGACAUCUCUUCUGCAGCAGGAUAAGCUGGUAGAGGAGAUCUUGCAUCAGGGUUCAAAAGGUCAGGUGCCCGCAAGCUACAUCGAGAAUCUUGAGGAUGGUGAAAAGCAAAAGUACCCACUACUAAUCAAGGUCGAUCCGGAAUUGAACAAAUUCAAACUUCACGUAUCGAUCAAGCCAACCAGGGGGUUCCGUGAACGGAAUUUGUUGAUAGUCAAAUCUACUGGGAUUGAGAAAGUAUCUGCGAUGCGUGAGCUAACAAGCGACUCCACUGACUCAACUGUGGAUGUUUCAAAACUACUAUGCCAGAAUUUGCCCAUCGAAGACGGUGUAGAAGAAUUUCAAAAGUUGAUCAUCAACGACUCGUUUGACUCAACCACAAUAAAUGACAAAAAGGUCUCCGUGUCCUUAUGGGACCAUGACCCUGCUUCAGAUGAGUACAGCUAUUUGCUCCAUUUCAGUGUAUGGAUAGAUAAGCUCACACUCAAAGAAAGCACGGAAAGUGCAACCAACUUCUCGCAGGUGAAGUCAGCGCCCACCAGUUUUAGCUUGGGUGAUUUUAGGCGAGAGUUUUCCUUCAGUAUAGAGGAUGGACCUGAAUUUAGGAAACAUUUGAACAAAUUAGAAGAGACUGUACCGAAAAUGCGCGGCAACUACCUAUCAUUGAUUGAGGACUUUCGAAUAUUGGAGUCGAGUGUUCGGCGAGCAGCUAACUCCAAGAUGAAAAUCAUAGAUGGAGUCAACCGCUUAAUAAGUUCAAACUCACAUCUCAUCAAUGUGUUUGGAUUUAAGCGCGAGUUUCAGCGGUCGUUUCUCAAUUUGUUUGAACCAUUUGAGACAAAUAUCAAUUUCUUUUUUGGGCAUGUUUGUGAUAGUAAAACGCUUACUAAAAUUAUGGACACUAUACCUUUGCCACAAGUGGAAACUACCAGCCAAACGGAACUCCUGCAAAUAAAGAAACAAUUUGAAGCCGAGUCCAAGGAGUAUUACGCGUGGAUGAACAAAUAUUUGGCAAACGAAAAGGAAAGGCCAGAUUCAAAGCUCUUGUCCAAGAGGAAGAAAUUUGAAUUGUCGAAAUUUGACUACUUGAAUCAGCUUAGCAAAACUACCAACAAUCAAUACGCCAACAAUUUAGCUGAAAGACUUUUCAAGUUUGUGAACUUGCCUUAUAAUGAACUACACCCCCGAUUACUCAAUUUCGGAUUAUUUUCAGACAAUGCCAACUUUGAUCUAAUCCCAACAAAUUAUCAAAUAUACUUGUUUGCCUUGACCCGAUUCAAUAGCGAAAAGUAUCAAUUGAGACAGAAAAUUGAAGCAUGUCAAUCCAAUGAAGAGUUGACUACUUUGAUACGACACAAUAACUUAAACCAUACCCGCUCAAAAGCUACCAAUGAUUCCACAAACAAAGACAUUGAUGAGUUUAUGGUCACGAAGGAAAAUUUUGACCUAAUUUUUUCCGAUAUUCAUCCACCAAGCGAGUCUCACUCUAGUGAUACUGAAAUGUCUGGUAUUCUUUUUGCACUAAGUGGGCCAAAAAAUUCUGGCUGGCAUAAAGAAUGGGUUGUUCUUAAGAAUGGACAAGUGACGGAAUAUUCAGAUUGGCGGAAAGGAAAGUCACCCAUUAGUGAACCGGUUGAAAUUGCAUUGUCCAGUGUCAAAGCCGUGACUCAUUCCAAGAGACAAUAUUGUUUUGAGAUUUUGACUUCAUCUGGAGCAAAGCACGUAUUUCAAGCCUUUGAUAAUGAUGACCGGAAUAAAUGGGUCAAGGCGCUACAUAAUGCCGCACAGUUGGUGGAUACUGAAAGGUUGGAGAAAAGGUUUGGUGGUGGUGGUACCACCACCAUCCACAAAAAGGGUAGAAAGAACUUGGGCAAAGUAUUGAUUGAUUUCACUUCGAAACCAAUCAUUCCUGGAGACGGCUACGACAAAAGCGUAUCUCCUGUAUCUAUUAUCUCCAAAGACCCAUUGCCAGAAAAGUCUUACUUGCAUCUAGUGAGGUCCAUACCUGAUAGUGAUAACGACAAGUGUGUUGAUUGCAGACUGACAGAACUGGUGGAAUGGGUAUCCAUAAACUCAUUGAUUUGCAUGUGUGUCAACUGCGCUUCGUGCCAUCGUAACAUAGGGUCACACAUUAGCAAAGUGAGGUCUUUGACUCUUGACAAUUUCUCCAAUGAAAUGGAAAUGUUGUUGAGAUUUGUCAAUAAUCGUCUGGUGAAUGCGUUCAUGGAGGAGAACUUGUCGAGUCUUCGAAUAAGAGCGGACUCUGACCAUGAAACAAGGUUGCAUUUCAUUCGUGACAAGUACUACAGGAAAAAAUAUGCAGCAGUGUUGCCGGAUGUGAACAAUUUGUUGAUCAAAUCGAUACAACAAAUUCAGGUACAAGGGACUAUAAAGGCAAUUUUGUGUGGUGCUGAUGUAAACCUGAACAUUCAAAUAAAGUCUACAAAUCAAGAAGAGACGGUGGUGGUUUCGAUAUUUGAGUACAGCUUGCGAAAGUUUAUUGAAGUUAACACUGAUAAUGUUAGGAAAAAGUAUUUUGUUCUUUCAGAGCUUUUGGUGUUGAAUGGUUGCACCAACUUGGGUGAGUCUAAAGCACCGAAGGCGGACUCCGGGUUGUCACAAGAGGCUUGCGAUUACUGGAAUUUGAAAAAAACAGUUUUGAACGGAUCUUAG